AUGCCCAACACUCCACGUCCCCAGCAGCACCCCCUGGUUCACAUGCAGUGGCAGGGGAUUGGCACGUGGGCACAAGGGAUGGAGGACAACCAGGCUGGGAGCACCCUGAGGGGCCUGGCUGCCCCAGGAAUGCACCCAGAGCAGUAUAAAUCACUAAUGAAGCUUGCGGAAAAAUAUGGCCCCAUCUUCACCCUCCACUUUGGGUUCCAGAAAGUUGUGGUCCUGACCGGGUACGAAGUUGUGCGGGAGGCGCUUGUGAACUACACAGAGGAGUUUGUAGACAGACCAUCCAUCCCAAUAUUUGACCAAAUUCAGAACGGAAACGGUCUGUUCUUCUCCAUUGGGGAGCUGUGGAGAACAACUCGGAGAUUCACUGUGUCCAGCAUGCGCAACCUCGGCAUGGGGAAGCAGAUGCUUGAGGGGAGAAUUUUUGAGGAGCUUCACUUCCUCAUUGAGAUGAUCAAAUCCUUCAAAGGGGAACCUUUCAGCCUGCCAUCCUUCAACUGUGCUCCCAUCAACAUCACCUUCGUCUUGCUGUUUGGGGACAGGUUUGACUAUAAGGACCCAACAUUUCUCACUCUCUUAAGACUUAUAGAUGAAGUUAUGAUUCUUCUGGGAUCUCCAUAUUUAAAUUACUUCAAUUUCUACCCAUUCCUUGGAUUUCUCUUCAAAACCCACAAGAUUAUGCUUGAGAAGAUAGAAGAUGUGAGAGUCAUUUUAAGGCAAUAUAUGAAGGCAAGCAGGGAGGAUAUCAAUGAGAACAGUGUGAGGAGCUACAUCGACGCAUUGAUGUUCAAGCAACAAGAGAAAAACAAGAAGGACAGCCUCUUCCAUGAUGACAACUUAAUGGCAUCCAUACUGGACCUGGUCAUGGCAGGGACAGAAACCAUAGCCACCACGCUGCAGUGGUCCAUCCUGCUUAUGAUGAAAUAUCCAGAGAUUCAAAAAAAGGUGCAGGAGGAGAUUGGGAGGACUGUCAAAGCUGGGAGCUGGGCCACAUACGAAAAAAAAAAAACAUGCCGUAACGCGGUGCUGCAUGAAGUGCAGAGGUUUAUCACCCUCCUGCCCCAUGUUCCCCGCUGCACUGCUGUUGACACCCACUUCAGGGGCUACUUCCUUCCCAAGGGUAUAAUUGUAAUCCCAUCACUUACCUCAGUGCUGCUGGAUAAGACACAAUGGGAGACCCCACAUCAGUUCAACCCUAACCACUUUCUUGAUGCUGAAGGGAAUUUUGUAAAGAAAGGAGCUUUCCUGCCCUUCUCCACAGGGCGAAGGAACUGCAUUGGAGAAAGCCUGGCCAAGAUGGAGCUGUUUGUCUUCUUUGUAGGGUUGCUUCAAACAUUUACUUUCCGACCCCAACCAGGAGUUUCAGAGUCUGACUUGGACCUUACUGUCCCCCAAACAACUUUCACACUAAGGCCUCAGCCUCAGGCGACCUGUGCUGUGCUGCGUGAAUAA
This is a messenger RNA of Acanthisitta chloris (rifleman), 1458 nucleotides long. RefSeq names its product cytochrome P450 2W1-like. Gene Ontology annotation, biological process: xenobiotic metabolic process. The transcript has 10 exons. Gene Ontology annotation, molecular function: iron ion binding; oxidoreductase activity, acting on paired donors, with incorporation or reduction of molecular oxygen, reduced flavin or flavoprotein as one donor, and incorporation of one atom of oxygen; heme binding. Lineage: Eukaryota; Metazoa; Chordata; Aves; Passeriformes; Acanthisittidae. Gene Ontology annotation, cellular component: cytoplasm; intracellular membrane-bounded organelle. The coding region runs from base 1 to 1458 and encodes 485 amino acids. The record is from RefSeq and is a predicted model, not a curated record.